AUGGGUGACGACAAAGUGGAAUCCGAGAAUUGGGAAGUCCGGCCCGAAAGGGUCGACAUGGAACAUUACAUACAGGCCGAACCUGCAUGGGCGAAGUACAUCCCAGGAGGCUACUCAAAGUCGAGAUGCCUAAAAUCAUCGGGCAAGCCCAUGGUGGCAUCCAUCCUUGUCCUCGCAGGGACGUGUCUGCUUUUCUUUGGCUACGAUGCUGCAGUCAUGAGUCUGGUCAAUAUCAACCCCGACUAUCUGCAGCACAUGGAUUCUGCUGGAGGCACGAACCGUGACGCCGCCCGCAUCGGAGGGAUCGUGAGUUUUUGGUUUCUAGGCUUCCUCGUAGGUGCGAUUAUGGCCGGAAGCUAUGCCGACAAGAUUGGUCGACUCAAAAGCAUCCAACUGGGAUGCGUCUGGGGAAUUGUGGGCGCGUGUCUUUUGACUUCUGCUCAGAACUUCUCUUGGAUGGUGUGUGCACGGAUUCUUAGCGGCAUCGGCUGCGGUCACCUCAAUACCAUAGCCCCCAUUUGGACCUCGGAACUCGCAGACUACAACCUACGGGGCGCAUAUGUUUCGGUGCAAUUUACCAUGUGCGUCGCUGGUGCGACUAUGACUUAUUGGAUGGAGUACGCUUGCCUCAAGACCACGUCUCUUCCAUUCGCCUGGCGGUUUCCACAAGCUUUCCAAAUGUUUUUUCUACUACUGAUUGUUGUUGCGGCCAAUUUCUUUCCCGAGACCCCUCGCUAUCUGGCAAAAACAGGCCGCUUCGAAGAGGCCCGCGAAAUACUUCACCGUUGCCGCCUCCGGCCCUCGGAACAGGCGAUUGAGCAGGAACUUGCGGAGAUUCAAGAAGCGAUUCGCAUCGAGGCGACAUCAUCGGCUCAUGGUUUUCUUUCCAUGAUAUGGCAAAAGGAUGCUCUGCAUACCCGCCGUCGCGUUGCCCUGGCCAUGGGUAUCCAAGCUAUGGAGAAGCUCUGUGGUCCUGAUGCUAUUGCAGCCUAUGGGCCCAUCAUAUUCGGUCUUAGUGGAUUCACUGGCAACUUGCCUGCUAUGCUGGCUGGCUUCAACUUCAUAUCCUACACAUGCAGUGUACCAAUCGGCAUGUACUUCGUAGAGCGAGCCGGUAGGCGAAAGCUGAUGUUGAUUGGAUUGUUGGUCAUGGGCUGUUCUCUGCUCAUUGCUGGGCCUCUGGCGAGAGAAGCCAUCAAUACACCAGAGACCGAACUGUCCAAAAAAAGAGCUUACGGCGCCGCAGUGGUGGCAUUCGUGUUCUUGUAUACCUGCGGGUUCGGCAGUACCUGGAUUACCUGCUGCUGGGUCUACCCGACAGAAGUCUUUCCACUCGCCACACGAGCAAAAGGUGUCUCGUUAUCGAUGGUGUCGUUUGCCGUCUGGGGUGCCGUCAUCAACGAAGUCAUCCCCUACGUCAUCAACGCGGUGGGAUGGUGGGUGUUCGUCAUGUUCGCGGUCAUGAACUUCAUCCAAAUCAUCCCCGUUUGGCUUUUCUAUGUCGAAACAGCGAAUCGACACUUAGAGGAUCUUGACAUUCUGUUUGCCAGCGACAGUCCUUUGGCGUAUAAAAUGGAACGUGAGUUUGCCGAGAAGAAACGCGCCCUUGGCUUUCACACCGAUGUACAAGAGGUCCUGCAAACCGCAUGA
Molecule: messenger RNA, 1650 nt
Organism: Exophiala bonariae
Lineage: Eukaryota; Fungi; Ascomycota; Eurotiomycetes; Chaetothyriales; Herpotrichiellaceae
Exons: 6
Coding region: 1-1650 (549 amino acids)
Biological process (GO): transmembrane transport; carbohydrate transport
Cellular component (GO): membrane
Molecular function (GO): carbohydrate:proton symporter activity
Source: RefSeq, a predicted model, not a curated record